CAUAUCUCAAACCCUGUUGCACACCGUUUCCAGGAAACAUGUCGUUCAACCCGGAAACCGUAACAAAACGUUGCGCACCUUUGAGCGUGAACGUGCCCCUGGUCACCAUAGUGAUUUUGGUGGGGGCGUGGCCUCGCAGAGUCACGUGACUCUUUCUCCAGCGAGCCCUCCAGACCCAGUGUCGUUGGUCGCGUCGCGGUUUGAGCUGAAAGAUGGCCGCAGUGGAGCAGCGCCCGCCGGCGCGGGAGGGAAUUCGGAUCGCGGUGCUGUGUAUGUGCUGGUACACCGUCAGCUCUGGUGGCAACGUGGUCAAUAAAAUAAUCCUCAACGGCUUCCCCUAUCCGGUCACGGUGUCUCUCUUUCAUAUACUGUCCAUCAUCGUGUUUCUCCCGCCGCUGCUGCGAGCCUGGGGCGUCCCGCGAACGGAGUUACCGGCCCACUACUACCGCUGGUUCAUUCUGCCGCUCGCCUUCGGGAAAUACUUCUCCUCGGUCUCGGCCCAUUUCAGCAUAUGGAAGGUUCCGGUGUCGUACGCGCACACUGUGAAGGCCACCAUGCCCAUCUGGGUGGUUCUGCUGUCACGGAUUAUCAUGAAAGAGAAGCAAACCACAAAGGUUUAUGUGUCUCUUAUACCCAUCAUUGGAGGUGUUCUGUUGGCCACUGUCACUGAAUUGUCCUUUGACGUCUCUGGAUUGAUCAGCGCUCUGGCAGCGACGCUCUGCUUCUCUUUACAGAACAUAUUCUCGAAAAAGGUCUUGCGUGACACAAGGAUUCACCACCUCCAAUUACUAAACAUCCUGGGCUUCAAUGCACUUAUGUUUAUGCUGCCCACGUGGAUUUUAGUGGACCUCUCAUCUUUCCUGAUGGAUGGAGAUCUGACAGAGAUUUCCAACUGGACAGGAACGAUCGUGCUGCUCCUCAUUAGCGGUUUCUGCAACUUUGCACAAAACAUGAUCGCUUUCAGUGUGCUGAACCUAGUCAGCCCACUCAGUUACGCCGUAGCCAACGCAACAAAGAGGAUCAUGGUCAUCAGUAUAUCCCUACUGAUGCUCAGGAACCCCGUCAACACCUCCAACAUUAUCGGCAUGAUGACAGCAAUACUAGGCGUCUUCCUCUAUAAUAAGGCGAAAUACGAUUCCAACCAGGAGGCCAAGAAGAAACUGCUGCCAGUUUCAGCACAGGAUAUGGUUUCAUUGGACAAACCCCAGUCCAACGGCUCCGGGCCCUUCGCUCACAGCUCAGACUUUCAGCACGGUCGGAGCACAGUACUCACCGACCACUUUCAGUACAGCCGGCAGGCCUACACAGCGGAUUACAGCUCCAAGCAGUUUGUUGUGUGAGUAGAACACUUUGGAGGACUAUAAAGACUGGUCUCAGACCCCCUGGCUUCAGAGGAGAUGGGUGAAUCUUUCAUACGGACGAGGAAGUGUCGGAAUGACUGGAAAGGGAAUGUUUUCUCACAAAAUCCUACUGCUUUUUUUUUCACAGGCCUGUUAUUUAUUUUAUUACAAACCCUAUUUUGGUUGUUUUCCUGUUUAGUUCAUGAGGAAAUUCUCAGUGGUAUGUGCAGAUUUUUGCAGAUUAUUAUAGGAAGGUGCUGGGAUUUGUUUUGGAUCAAGUUUUUGUUUUUGCACAGGGUGCAUUUCAGUGCAGUUCAGAAUGUAAUAUGUCUUUGUCGUCGUCAUGCUACUGCGAGUGAGAGACAAGACAGACAAACAGCGAGACCUCUGCCAUAUAACAUACACUGGGUCACUGCAAAUACAAGUGCAUCAGGGUAUUAGUCAAUGUUCUGGUUUUGCCUUUUAUUUGUAAAUAUUUUAUUUAUUUUUAUAGAGGAAGGUGUAUUGGUUGACCAUAUCAUGAACUGAAAACACCCCAUUGAUUUUUUUUGUUUUUUUUUGAAUGUCUAAUAUCUGUGAAGGAAUCACUUUUUUUCAUUCUGGGGGUGUUAAAUCAGACAUUCAUGCAUUCAUAUGUAUGAUUAUCAUUUUUUGUAUUUUUAUUUUAUUUUUACUUUCAUGCAGACAGGGGAAUUAGAAUUACCAUACAAUGGCCAUAACUUAUGGGUCAGUUUAAUUAAUAUUAAAUGUCUAGGAGGGGAAGAUGGGGGAUUCAUAAAGCAGUUUAUUUUAUUUCUUUGUUUUCUGGAAAUUGACAUUCUGUAAGUUUAAAUUUGUCUCAGUCCCUCACAAUAAAAAGUUUGAGGACAUUGUUUCAGAA
Sinocyclocheilus rhinocerous is the source of this 2220-nucleotide messenger RNA. RefSeq names its product solute carrier family 35 member E1-like. The transcript has 6 exons. Lineage: Eukaryota; Metazoa; Chordata; Actinopteri; Cypriniformes; Cyprinidae. The coding region runs from base 213 to 1340 and encodes 375 amino acids. The record is from RefSeq and is a predicted model, not a curated record.